Homarus americanus (American lobster) is the source of this 3457-nucleotide messenger RNA. Its product is annotated as trichohyalin-like. NCBI's taxonomy places the organism in Eukaryota, Metazoa, Arthropoda, Malacostraca, Decapoda, Nephropidae. The record is from RefSeq and is a predicted model, not a curated record. The coding region runs from base 1 to 3429 and encodes 1142 amino acids. The transcript has 9 exons.
AUGGCGAGAGACUUGAUGAGCAGCGCGCCUCAUCUUUUGAAGCCCCCGAAAGCACAGACGACAGCCACACUCUACCCUGUGACCGUGGCCAUGAUCGGUGUGACCUACAUGCUUCAGAAUCGUGUUAACUCGUCCUUCUACGUCGGUCAAUCCAUCUACCGUGUUUCUUUCAAGUCUGUCGUUUUGGUGGAGUACGAUGACGUGGAGUGGCAACGGCGGGAAUGGGUGCACGUGUACCGAGGCCAGGUGUUUCAGAUCUUCCUGCUGGAGCGAACACUGGCCUGGGCCUCCCGCAAGCACCCCACUAAAAUACGAGCCGCGCCCGUCCUCUGGCCAGCCCUUGUGUAUGUGCCCCUUGUCGACCAGGCGGGCAUCUCAGAGCACAAGUACCGGCCCGUUGAGUACCUGGUCGAUCGCACGCUCGACUACCACGACUACUCCCAGAUCAAACCCUACCAGGGAGGUGACUGUGCCGGGGUGUGUGGCGAGGAGUGUCUCACGGCUCUGCGCACGUGGGUGGGGGAGCAGGACGGCCAGAGGAUCCUGCUCACCACGCCCUCCGUCCUGGUGGGCUUCCGGGUACAGGUGUACCGCGCCGAGGGCACCACCCAGUGGUACACCGCUGUCAUCGUCGGCUACAACGACGCCACCAGAGAGCUGACGGUGACGGACGACACGGUGCUGGAGGAACACUCAGAGGACCCCAGCCUCGUGCAGAUCAGACUCAUCGGCGAAGGAGUUGUGGAGUCGAUCCUGAGGGGUGAGAACGUGGGCAUCACGCCACGCCGCUCCCGCACUGCCACUAACAACCACCACCAGUCAGGGGUGCGGCAUAUCCGUCGUGAUGGCGUCCUACCUGUGAGGCCCCGCAAGAACUCCCUCAGUCGACCCAACAACCUUCACCCAAACGCCAGUCACACCCUCCCGCCCGCGCCCGCCCACACCACACCCGUCACCACCACCACCACUACCACCACCAAUCACCACCACCACCACCACCACCACAACAACCUCCCGCCGCCCACCACCGCCACCACCGUCACCACCACCACCUCCACCCACCUGUCAACCGUCACCACCCACCCAGCUAUCACCACCCACGUCCCCUCGCCACCCACAACCACCACCACUACUACCACCACUGCCACCACUCACGGAGACAAGGAGGGUGAAAAGCCUUCCUCAUCCCCACAAGAGUCAGAAGAUAAAGAAGGGGAGGAAGAAGAAGAGGAGGAGGAGGAAGAAGAAGAAGAAGAAGAAGAAGGAGGAGGAGAGGAAAAGAAACAGCUGCAGCAACGGUUAAAAGAAGAGCAGCAAAUACGAGAGCUUCAGCUGCAGCAAGUGAAGGUACAGCUACAUCACGUGAAACAGCAGCAGCAGGAGCAGCAGCAGCAGCAGCAACAACAGCAACAACAACAACAACAACAACAGCAGCUGCAGACGAAGGAGAAGCAGCAGUUGCGGCAAGCGAAGGAACACCAGCUGAAACAAGAGAAUGAACUAUCAAAGGAACAGCAGCUGCGACAAAUAAAGGAACAGCUCAAACAGGAAAAGGAACAGUCGAAGGAAAAGCAACUGAAACAAGAAAAGGAACAGUUGAAAGAACAAUUGAAACAGGAAAAGGAACAGUUAAAGUUAAAACAGGAAAAGGAACAGUUAAAGUUAAAACAGGAAAAGGAACAGUUAAAGUUAAAACAGGAAAAGGAACAGUUAAGAUUGAAACAGGAAAAAGAGCAGUUGAAACAGGAAAAGGAACAGUUAAAGUUAAAACAGGAAAAGGAACAAUUACGAUUGAAACAGGAAAAGGAACAGUUAAAAGAGCAGUUAAAACAGGAAAAGGAACAACUACGACUGAAACUAGAAAAGGAACAGUUAAAACAGGAAAAAGAACAGUUAAAAUUUAAACAAGAAAAGGAACAGUUGCGAUUGAAACAGGAAAAGGAACAGCUAAAAAUAAAACAAGAAAAGGAGCAACAAAAACAGGAAAAGGAACAGUUACGAUUGAAACUAGAAAAGGAACAAUUAAAGGAACAGUUAAAACAGGAAAAGGAACAGUUAAAAUUGAAACAAGAAAAGGAACAGUUGCGAUUGAAACAGGAAAAGGAACAGCUAAAGUUAAAACAAGAAAAGGAACAAUUAAAGUUAAAACAAGAAAAGGAACAAUUAAAGUUAAAACAAGAAAAGGAACAAAUAAAGUUAAAACAAGAAAAGGAACAAUUAAAGUUAAAACAAGAACAGGAACAAUUAAAAGAGAAAGAAGAAUUCGAUCCAAUAAAGGAACAAGAGUUGGAACAAAUAACAGAACAGCAACAAAAGCAACAAGUGCAGCAAGAAAAGGAGAAAGUAAGAGAAGUCCAACAAGAACAAGAACAAGUAAACGAUAAACAAUUGAAACAAGAGAGAGAGGACUUCAAGGAACAGCAGCUGCGACAAGUGAGUAUACAGCUACAACAAGUCAAGGAACAGCAGAUUAAACAAGAAAAGGAACACGCCAAGGAGCAGCAGUUACAACAGUUAAAAAAGCAGCAGCAGUUCCGGCAGGUAAAGGAGGAACAGGAACAACAAAUAAAGAAGCAACAACAACUGCCACAAAAACCGGAACAGCAGCAAGCAAACGAACAACUCCAGCAAGUCAAGAAACAUUCACAGCAGCUACAGGUAAAGAAGCACUCGCCAUUACCACCCGAGGAGGAACAGGUCAAGCAGGAACCACCGAGCGAUCACCUGAAGAAGGAAAACAAAGAACCGCUACCUGAGGAACAACAGCUAACACAGCCUCCUGCCACAGAACUAACGAGAGAACCUUCAGAGCCUCCAACUAAGGAACGUGUCUCGCCGCCACUCGUGAAGGAACAGUCACCCCCACAGAGACACGAAGAGACGAAGGAGAAGCCGCCAUUGCCGACGAAAGAACCAACGCGGCUGACGAAGAAGGACCCCGAGGCCGAACUCAGAGAUCAGCUGCCACGGAAGUUCAAGGUUCAGCUCUCCAGACAGCUCAAGGUACAGCUCUCACGACAGAUCAAGGACCAGUUACCACAGAGAGUCAAAGAUCAGUUACCUCAGCAGAUCAAGGAGCAGAUAACCAGACAGGCGAAAGAACACUUGUCCAGACAGGCGAAAGAAAACGUAGCGAAACAGGACAAGGAACCACCGAUUAACUGUCAACAGAAAGACGUCAAGGAAGACUCACCCACUCCCAGGAAGGAAGGCUCCACACCGCCCAGGAAGCAACAACAGUCGCUGCAACAGAGAAGACAGCCGGGGAAACAGCAGACAGCCAGGAAGAGAACAGCGCCUCCGGAUAGGAAGAAGAGAUCGCCGCCUCAGGAUCACCAGAAAUCCGAGGACAGUAGCUCAGGUAAGGAGGUGUUGAGGCUGUCUAUGUCUCUCUCUGUCGGACGCGGAGAAGGGCCCGAGGUAUGUUAGGAACAGAGUAAUGUUUUGGUGUGUGUGU